Messenger RNA from Cydia pomonella (codling moth), 3198 nucleotides. RefSeq lists its product as uncharacterized. Gene Ontology annotation, molecular function: protein binding. Lineage: Eukaryota; Metazoa; Arthropoda; Insecta; Lepidoptera; Tortricidae. The coding region runs from base 392 to 2683 and encodes 763 amino acids. The record is from RefSeq and is a predicted model, not a curated record. The transcript has 18 exons.
ACAGAAAAGUACUUGGUUGGUCUAAGUCCUCUAAGUCCAAUCAAAUAUUAUAAAAUAACAUGGCAUGUUAACACAUUCAUUUAUUAAAUAACGUUUGUAUUGCCAUCUGCCGUCAACGAAAGUAAAUUUUAACCAGUGAAACACACACCUCAACCCACUUUGAAGUAGUAACAGUCUUGCUAUUUGCCGAUAGGUGGCGCUGUUUUCAAAUGAUGAUAACUAGUAGGUAUAUCUCUUAUUUUAGUUCCAUUCAAACGAGAAAAGUUCCUCUAUUUGCCGACAGAUGUCACUGUUAUUAAAAAUGUUGGAACCACUGUAGCCGCUGUAGGUGACUUCAAUAUCGACCAAACUCGGACACAGUAUUUGUAAAUUUUGUUUUGAUGUGAUAAUAAUGUCCGAAGUGUCUUUCAAUGAUGAAUAUUCUGAGGGAGGAUUGAAGAGUGGCUCAGUGAAGAGCGAAUCUGAGGACAGUUUACUUGAUGAAGAUUCAGAGCCAGGGUCUGCACUAGCGCGUCAGCUGCUGGACGCGCUGGCGCCGGCCGCGCUGAGCAAACUGCGUCGCGCGUUCCGCAGAACCAAGGAAAACUCACGAUCGCAGGACAUUGACAGACGUGUGGAGGAGGUGAUGCGGCUAGCAGCAGCAGAAGAGGGCAUCGAGUUCGCCCCCGCACCCCCUCACACCUCGCUGGCCCUGUCCCUUGACCGGGAGGGGUUUAUCCAGGCUAUUAACAAUAUUUUCGGACAGCACAAAUAUGAGCCGCACGCCAACGCUCUGUUCAAUUCGUUGGACGCCUGGGGCGCCGGACGCAUCUGGUGGCGCCAGCUUUUGGCGCGUCUGUUGGUCAUGGCACCACCCAGAUGGACGCCGCCUAAGGACAUCACUGUGAAGAAGCUGCAACACUGCAAGCGCGAGACGAUAGUGAAGUUGGUGACCAUCGAAACAACCGAGUCCUUCUGCUACGCUGCGGUAACACGAGGUGGACGUGUGGGCCUCUACGACGGUCGGCUCAAGCUGUUGCACUCCUACGAGGUCUUCUACGAUCGAACUGGAGUGCGUAAACGCGUCAAAAACUGCUGGAUAACUGACGCUAUCUACAUGAGUGAUUCUCUCAGCUUCCUUCUCGCCGCCUCUGACCGUAGCCUCGCUGUAUACGAUGCGUCUACUCUGGCGCAUGCUCUCCGCUACUGCAUUACUGGAUUACCGCAUAUCCCUACGUGCGUGGCGUACUUACCAUCUUCCUUGUCUUCCUACGCUGAGCUCGCUCUGGGCACGGCGCGCGGCGACAUCGUGCGCGUGCGAUUUCGACACUCACUGCCCGCCGCUGACACGGCCACCAUCUACUUCUGGAGGGAGAUAUCCUCCCCACCGCACACCAGCUACAUCAGCAUUACAACAUGGCGACGGGUCCACACACGCGCCGUGCGACGUCUCGGUUAUUCUGGAAAUGUCGUGUGGUCCUGCUCGCACGACAGUGAUGUGAGCGUGAGAGCACGCCAUAUGCCAGGGAAACUUGACGACUAUGUGUUUAAAGUGCAGAGGGGCGUGAGCUGCUUCCACGUGAUCCCAGCAUUGCACAUGCUGGCAACAGGCAGUGCUGACGGAACAGUCCGUCUCUGGGAUAUCACGCAGCCGAGCCCAUUCGCAAAGCUCCCGUCACCAGGGCGCGCGGCCGUGCUUGACGUCAAAGUCAUCGCAGACAUGGAGGUGGUUGUCGCCUUCUGUAACAACUGCUGGCUUCACAUCUGGGACCUGAACGAAGAGAGCCUUCUGCAGACAAUAAAGAUCAAGUUCCCGUUCCUCGGGGUCCUGGGGAAGAAGGUCGAGUUUGGAGCCUACUGCAUCCAUCCUGGUCCAGCACUCAAGAGGACAGUAGCAGCGGAGUCUCCAAGCACCUCAAGAGGGUCUAGCGUAGCGCGCGGCAGCUCCGGGGGCCUGCAACUUUUAGAGGAAGAGGAAGAAGAAAUCAAAGAUAACAGAGACGUAGAGUACUCCCUGUCCCACCGCGCCGCCAUAGUAGUGACGUGCUGUGACUGCGUCUGCACUAUUCCUCUAACCGAACCCGCAGAGCACCGCCCUCCUCCGGGGGACACUUUGCAAGCCCGCCGUCCGCACGCGUGGGAUGUCCCCAUGUCGUCCACAGACACUUCUACACCUCGGCGCCACUCCCUGCGACCUUCACAAUCUCUUCAGCCUUCACUCACGCCACGGUCUCGGACUCCAAGGCCCCAUGGGGCCCACACGCCACGGUCUCGGACUCCUAGGCCUCUAGGUGCCCAUACUCCACGGUCGCGAUCGCGGACACCAUUUGACAAGCUCCCAGAAUUGCCAGUGAAGUUGCCGAUUGAAGAUCUGGAUCUGGAAAAAUUGUUGGAAAAUGCGGGCCUACAGGGUAUCCUUGAGAAAGAUUUCGUGUUGAUGAAGGGACUGAAGCACGAUUUGAACAUGAAACUAGCUGAAAUGGAAGCCAACAGAGAAGCAAUGGCGUCUGCCGUGGCCGCCGGCGCGCCCUACCUCGCGCUUCGCACCUACGAGAUGGAGCCGAUAGCACCUGUUGAUGAAAUGACGGACGCGUAUGCACGCGCGAUGAGGUUGUUUCCUCCGUCGAGCACGGUGGGCACGCCAACGGGCAGCACGGGUUCGACUCCCCGUCGGGGCCGCAGCCGGACCAGCACCAAUGUCUGAAGAACUCUUUAUCCACAAACAAUUACUGUGAUGUCACAUAAGUCUAGAACGUACUUAUAAAAUGUAAGUUUGAAAUAUGUCCGCUACGGCGCCCCACCUAGUGGAUAUAAGCCGAAGAGGGCAGCAGCGGAGCUUACGUAUAUAACCGCAAAGGAUCGCUACUUCACACUAGAGGGCGCUGAAAUAAAUAUCAAGUCACUAAGUGCUGAGGAAAAAAUACAGAUAAAGAAAAAGGACGCGUUUAUAGGAUUCAUUACAGGACAUAACAAGCUAAACAAACACCUACAAAAUAAGGGCAAAACGGACAGCUCCACGUGCAGAGGGUGCAUGGAAGAAGAGGAAACAGCGAAACAUAUUUUCCUAGACUAUAACCAGGUGGAAGUAUACAGGAGCAAUUCAUUACCUAGGGACUCCGUGCACACUAAAGGAGGCAGUUAGCAACCUAAUGACACUGCUAGGUUUCGUGGAGGAGCUGGGGUGGUUAGAGUAGCGCUACCUCGUUGUCACGCAAAAUA